AUGAAGAAAGCUAAUUUACCCAUUGAAACGGCUCAUGAACCUGAAGAAGAAGCGCAUCAACCAUCGUCAAAAAUUAUGCCUCCCGUACAAAUAAAUGAAGAAGAACGAAGUGAUAUCAAUGAUAGUGAAAAAUCUGAAUUUCAAAGCAGCAGUAUUAACGGUAUUCUAAGUCAGCUUCCACCAGGCUUAUCUCAACGUGAACGGCUUCAAUGGCUUCAAAAGAAGCGUACUGUAGGGUUAUGGGUCCAGUGCGAUGAUUGUGAUCGCUGGCGAUAUCUGCCUGACGUGCUGGAUAGCCAUGAACUGCCUAAUAAGUGGUACUGUAGCAUGAAUCCUGACACAAGCGUAAACCGAUGCUCUGCACCGGAGAGCCCCAUAGAGUUGCGCUCGGCGGAGGACCUCAUACACAGCGCGUACGCGGCGGGCUCGCUGGUGGCGGCGCGCGCGCGCGGCUGGCCGUGGUGGCCCGCCAUGGUGGACGACUGCCCCGACACCGAGCAGUACUACUGGCUCGACGGCUUCUCUGACAUACCCACUCACUACAACGUAGUUUUUUUCGACUCAUCUGAAGUUACAAGAGCAUGGUUGCCUCCUUCUCAACUCAAACCGUAUUCUCAAACUAAGGACUUAAUAAAAUCUGCAUUAAAAACAAAAAGCUAUAGGAAGCGUCUAGAAGUUGCCAUAUCACAGGCUAACGACGCUGAAAAUCUUUCUUUGGAAGCUCGUUUAAAAAAAUACAGCUUUAUUACAAGAUACAAAGGAAUCAUUGCCAGUCCGAAGAAAAUAAAUGUAAAGCUUUUAAAAAAGUUCCAAAACCAAUUCAAAAGAAAGUUCAAUAUUGACUUACCUGAGGAAUUUUCAGAUUCCGACAGUGAAAUGAGUCCAACACAGAAGCAUAAAAAUAUGAUUGUAUUAGGAAAUAAGAAGAAGAAAAAUGGAGGAAAUUCUAAAACUCAA
This is a messenger RNA of Brenthis ino (lesser marbled fritillary), 957 nucleotides long. The record is from the annotation of a GenBank genome assembly. NCBI's taxonomy places the organism in Eukaryota, Metazoa, Arthropoda, Insecta, Lepidoptera, Nymphalidae.